Messenger RNA from Trichomonas vaginalis G3, 600 nucleotides. RefSeq lists its product as uncharacterized. The transcript has a single exon. NCBI's taxonomy places the organism in Eukaryota, Parabasalia, Trichomonadida, Trichomonadidae. The record is from RefSeq and is a predicted model, not a curated record. Bases 1 to 600 code for a protein of 199 amino acids.
AUGAGAUUUCCAAAAUUAUGCUAUGAUUGGACAAAUUCAAUUCAUGUAUUGUAUAAUAAUUCACGGAGAUAUUAUGAAACAAGUCGUGAAACAACCCCCAAUAUUGAAUUUUACUCUUCCACAUAUCCUGAAUAUUUUGUUGGUUACAUUGAAGUUAUAAAUAAAAGUUGCGAACCAAGUUUGAAUGUUGAAGAUAAAGUAGAAGAAAAAGAAGAAGAAAACAUCACAAAUUCUCAAUGUAAUGAUUCACAGAUUCUAUUUAAUGAGGAAAAUGGAAAGAAAAGAUCUUUGUACAACAUUGAGAUAGGAUUGAUUGUUAUAUCAUUUUUGUUCAUCGGAACUAUUAUAUGUCUCAUUUUCACGAUUUACUCAUAUAUGAAAAGAAAGGAUAUUGAUGAAACAGAGUCCAUCCAGGAAAUGAACAUUGAAGAAGUAACGAUAAUCCAUCCAAAUGAGAUAGAUGGAUUUACAUUUGAUAAUCCAUUAUUUACUCAAUCAAUCGAAAAAGAUGAUCCAUUCAAACAUGAUUUUGAAGAAGAUAAUACAAUUAAAGAAAACUUCUAUUUGGGCAAUGAUAUUGAUGAAGUCUCCGAAAACUAG